CGCACAUAGAGCAGAUUCCGGAUGCAGGGAAACAGGCUCGCUUCAAGCAGUGUCUCCGUCGGUUCCGGACUUCCACCGAUCGCGGUCGGGCAGUACUCGACGCUUCACUGAGUCCUGAGAGGGGAGUGCUCAAUCCUCUGGUCGACUUGGCUGCGCAGUUCCCCAAGAACGCAAUGCAGCGUGGAGGAAACAAUGACGGGUGAGAUCCUGCCCUUUCCCAGAGCGCACCCGGGCACUCCAGACUUGCUCCUUUUCCGCUGCUAGAUCUUCCCGCUCCUAGAGUCAUCAUGGAGGACACCGGCGCCGUUUUUUCAACGACGCUUUAUCCGCCUCCUCAUUCGGAUCGCACUCCUGCGCUGCCUUCUUCCGCCCUUUCUUCUUCUCUUCAACUGGAUACGCCAGGCACGCCUCCUGGCGAUGCCUCUCGUCUCUCUUCGGGGCCGUCUCGGAUCUCUUCUUCUUCUGCUUCGCUCCCACUCUCUUCUUCGACUUUCCUACCUGCUUCAUCUUCAAAGCCUUCUUCUUCCUCUUCUCCUGCUUCCUCUUCUUCCUCCUCUUCUUCCUCUCCCCCUUCUUCUUCCUCUUUUUUUUCUUCUGCCUUAGCUCAGCAGGUUCGUCGUGCUGCGGCGCCUCAGCAGUUGGGGCGGCAUCGCAUUGCGCAGCUUCUUCUCUUGCUUCUCUCUCGCUCGUCUCUUCAGCAACCGUCCUUCUUCGAGGUCCUGGCGCAGCAGAAGCUUCUGGAAGGUCUGCUGUCUGCGCUCCAGCACUGCGUCGACGUUCUUCGCGACCAGCUGGAGAGCGACGAACUUCUCGGCCAACAGGCAGAGGUCCGAAGGCAGAGCGACGACGAAAGAGACGGGGGCUCAGGCAGACACGCAGGAGCCGGAGAGAGAAGAGAGAAAGCAGGGAGAAGAAAGAAGGGGGAGAGAAGAGAGAAGGGAGGGGAGCAGAAGCAGGGCACAGAGCGCGGGAAGAAGGGUCAAGUGGCAAGAGGUUCUGCGUCGUUUGUGGCGGGUAUUGGAGAGAGCGUUGCAUGCAGUUGGCUCGGACGGUGCUGGGGGAACAGAGAGAAGCGGCUUCUCGGUAACGCAGUUGCGUUUUUAAAACAUGCUCGAGAUCAAGUGACCUCGCGUCGAGUGUGUCUGUGGAUGCUCCGACACUGGGAGAUUUUCUUCGGCGUCUUUCUCGCGGGCGUUGAGUGGCAGAGUCUCGUCACGUCUUCUGCCUCGUUUGCGGAACGCUUUUACGGACUUCAGCGUCUCGAUAAAUCUUUUCUUUCUCUCGCAUCUUUGCCGUUCGCGCUGGCCGCUCCUGUGCCUGCCUCGGAAGUGUCAAGAGACCCUCACGGGCUCCGCGGAGACGCCUUGGUCGGGGAGAAAUCUCAGAUCAACGCGCAGCUUGCCAGGCCGCUUUCUGAGGAAACAGAGAAGGAACGGGAUGCAGUCAUCAAGGCGUUGCUCGCAUGUUUGGAGAGAGGCGGGCGGACGCAUGCGGGUGGCCUAGGACUGCGGCGAAGGCAAAUCCUACUGAGUCUGGCUUUUCUUCUCUUGCCUCUGCUCCGCCGUGAGAUCCACGCCGCCUACCUGCGGAGUGUACGUACCCUCGACAGUCCAGCGUCAUCGACUCUGGACGAGUUCUUCUCUGAUGACUCGCUACAGGACGAGGAAGAAGCAGAGGAGCAGAGACGCGAGGAGGAAGAGCGAAAAAGAACUGGAGAUAGCCGAGAGAGUCACUUGCCUCUAUCGUGUUCCAUCUCAUCUUCUUGCUCUUCGUCGCAGGUGGCUGCUGAGCGCGCUCGAAUUCUUUACAGCCGUUUCGUCUCCCUUUUUUCGCGGGCUCUGAACGCUGUCUGGCGCUUUCUGCGCUCCAGGCUGCGAAGGAUGCUUUUCUUCCUCCACCGUCUUUGGCGUCUCCGCCGUCGCCUGUUUGUGCGUCUGUACUCUCCCGCCUGCGGUCUACAUAGCUUGGUGUGUUUUGUGUACAUGCUUCUCUACCUCGCGGACGCCACGAAGUUCCCCUACUGGUCACCCUACAUGCACAUUCUGGGUCUCAUUUACAUUCGUUCUCCCCCUCCCUCCUCGCCGUUCUCACCCUUCUUUCCUCUCUUUCCCCAGACCUCCGCGGCUCCGCAGGGAGGUGCCCAGGCGGCUGCUGCGGUGUCGAGACACCGCGCCGCGCUGAGAGGUCGCUGUCUCGAGCUCCUUGUAAACACAGGCGCUCGCGUUUCCAAGCUUUCUCUCACGGCGCUCGUCCUCGCGCUGCGCCUACUCGAGUGGUGGCGAGACUACGAAGCCGCUGCAGCCGCUGCGAGUCGGCCAGAUGAAUUUUCGUUCGCUGGUCUCGGCGCAUCCUCUCGUGGAGACAGAUACACUGGAGAGAAGGACCCGGACGACAUCCCCGCGCCUCUCUCGCCUCUCCCUGAUGACGGAGAAGAGAACGGCUACUGUGUCCCUCUACCCCAGGAUGACCGCAUUUGCCCGCUCUGUCACAGGCCCCGCACAAAUGCGGCGUGUCUCCCGACCGGCUACGUUUUUUGCUAUCGUUGUCUUGUAAAUUUCGUCCGGACUCACAAUCGCUGUCCAGUGUCUGGACGCCGAGCGAGCGAGAAGCACAUUCGCAGGCUGUACGAAGUGUGACAGAACUGGGAGAGUGACGCUCGAAGAAAGACCUUUUCACAAGAACCGAGCUGGUUUCCGGAAAGACGCGGGAGUCCACCGCAGAGACACGGACGGGAAGGACACAAAUGAGGUAAAAAGAAGAGGAGAAAGAGUAGACCGGGAGAGAACCGCAAAUCGCUGAGAUUUCGAAGUGGUGGUUUUGGACGCGUUACUGUCUUUCAAAAAUUCGACCAAAAUCGUCAAGUGGCUAGGUGCCCAUGUCGCGACUCUCACUACUACACGAACAGUAGAGCUAUGGGCUGUCCUUCGUUUCGCUGUGGGGGGAGAACGGCGGAUACAAAAUGAACGAGAGAGCCUGAGGCGCAUCGACGGACAGACCGCGGGCUGUUUCGCAGAGAAGUGGGUGCCAGUGCUACAGAAGAAAAUAGAGCCGCCGGCUUUUUUUUGCCAGCGGAAGCUUCCAGUUUGCGGAGCUCUGCCGCCGUGCUUGCGGCGUUCGCUCAAGAGUUUUUGGCCUGUACUUCGUGAGACUUAAGGCCAGACCUUUGUAUACAAGCAGCGAUACAUCGCUGUGUUUACGGCGGAGAGGAACUCUCUGGACUAAUCCAGGAGAUUGUUUGUACCGUCCUUCAACCCGUCAAUGCCGUGGCACGCCUGUUCCCCGAGAGUGCAACUUCGAGCUUCCUCUAAAAUUUACCGUUUUUGUUAGACUGCUGGUUUAGGUCUUCAAUGCGUCUCUUUACCGGAUCCAAGUCCUAUGUGUCUUUCACAACCGUAACGUCAAGUGCACUUUCACCAGAAUCCGGUGGCAAACGUAUCCGAGGAAAGCGAUCGCUGUGGUAGGUAGAAAUAAAACCGAAGCAGACAUUUUAGCGCUAGUUAAAUAACUCUAACUCCUGUCCGGCGGGACAGGCCUUUUCCCGAGGGGUU
Toxoplasma gondii ME49 is the source of this 3548-nucleotide messenger RNA. RefSeq lists its product as hypothetical. Gene Ontology annotation, biological process: protein import into peroxisome matrix; protein monoubiquitination. The coding region runs from base 288 to 2636 and encodes 782 amino acids. The record is from RefSeq and is a predicted model, not a curated record. NCBI's taxonomy places the organism in Eukaryota, Apicomplexa, Conoidasida, Eucoccidiorida, Sarcocystidae. Gene Ontology annotation, cellular component: peroxisomal importomer complex; peroxisomal membrane. Gene Ontology annotation, molecular function: protein binding; zinc ion binding; ubiquitin-protein transferase activity. The transcript is spliced from 2 exons.